AUGGCAAAUUGCAUGAGUUUUACCAUUCCCUUAGCCCUUUUACAGCACGAGUUUUACCAUGCCCUGACGGAAGAUGAUGUUCCAGAUGAAGCAGAGAACAAGAAGCCAAAAGAUUUGACAGUGGAACUCUUUCAGCAAGAGAAGAGGGGGUCAGUAGUCACGUCUGAUUUGGACAGCAAGGAUGUGUUUAUUGUCGACACCAAGAAAGCUGUCUUCUUCUGGAUUGCAUUGGAAACCUCUGUUGCUGAAAGAAAGAAUGCAAUGACUUAUGCCCAUAAAUAUCUACAGAAAACUGACCAUCUACUUCUGAGCGUCACAUGCUUGUCUGAGGGAAAACAUGACAGACAGAUCAGGAUGGCUCUCAGCGCCUAGUUACCCGAGGACAAAGGCCGAGGCUUAUCUAAUCCAUUGAUUAAUAUUUGACACCGAGAGAUGACAGUUUCUGAUUUGAAAGAAACUUUUAAUAUGUUGUUUUGAUAUCAGAUAUAAUCGUAGUUCAAAUGUUUUGAUGUAGGUUUUAGCAAUACAUAGUUUUCUAUCCAAUGAGAUGGAUUUCUUAUCCAAAGAUAUAGCUAUAAUUGAGAUUUAGCAAUAUGUAUAGUAUUAUUAUGUAUGGAUUUAUGUUCGGGGGAAAAUUACCACCGAUUGUUGGAAAAAGUCAUCUUUGUUUCUCUUUAUCAAUUAUCUUUUUUUCACUUUAUAUGCUUAUUUUAUAUAUUUUUCAUAUAUACAUGUACAUACAAUUAUCAAAGUUACUUAUAUAAAGGGUAGAUUAUAUGGGUUUUGGGGUUUAUGAUUAUUUUUGGAAUUCUUUUUCAUUCCUUUCUUUUUUUCUAGUUUUAUAGUGCUAUUUUCUUGUGCAAUAAUGCAGCAUAUCGCAGAUCAUCCUUAUAUAGAAAUAAAAGUUAUAACAUUCAA
This is a messenger RNA of Saccostrea cuccullata (small rock oyster), 918 nucleotides long. Its product is annotated as gelsolin-like protein 2. The transcript is spliced from 6 exons. The record is from RefSeq and is a predicted model, not a curated record. The coding region runs from base 1 to 372 and encodes 123 amino acids. NCBI's taxonomy places the organism in Eukaryota, Metazoa, Mollusca, Bivalvia, Ostreida, Ostreidae.